Molecule: messenger RNA, 1163 nt
Organism: Fragaria vesca subsp. vesca
Lineage: Eukaryota; Viridiplantae; Streptophyta; Magnoliopsida; Rosales; Rosaceae
Product: peroxidase 52-like
Exons: 3
Coding region: 99-1058 (319 amino acids)
Biological process (GO): hydrogen peroxide catabolic process; response to oxidative stress
Molecular function (GO): heme binding; peroxidase activity
Source: RefSeq, a predicted model, not a curated record
ACACCACAAAUUAAUCCAAUACAAGCCUUAGUUUUGCUUAGCUUGAACACACAAAACUAGGUAUCCACAUUACAGAAUUGAUAAUUAACUAGUUCAGCAUGGCCUCUGCACCAUCAGUGUUUGUUACUGCAACACUUCUUGUGUUCAUCUAUGGUUGCUGCAGUACUGCAAAUGCUCAGCUCUCUCCCACCUUCUACUCAAAAACUUGCCCAACUCUUCUAAGCACAGUUCGCACCGCCAUGAGUCAAGCUGUUGCUAAAGAGUCUCGCAUGGGUGCCUCCAUUCUUCGCUUGUUCUUCCACGACUGCUUUGUCAAUGGCUGCGACGCUUCGAUUCUGUUGGAUGACACUGCUUCCUUUACAGGCGAGAAGAAUGCGUUCCCAAACCAGAACUCUGCGAGGGGUUUCGAAGUCAUUGACACCAUUAAAACUCGCGUCGAAGCAGCUUGUAAUGCUACAGUUUCUUGUGCGGAUAUUUUAGCUCUUGCAGCUCGAGAUGGAGUUGUCUUGCUUGGAGGAAGCUCGUGGACUGUACCACUAGGCCGCAGAGAUGCAAGAACGGCAAGCCAAAGCGCCGCCAACAGCAACCUCCCAUCUCCAUUCGCAGACCUCGCGGCUCUCAUCUCAAGCUUCACCGCCAAAGGCUUAACCGCCAAGGACAUGACCGUGCUCUCUGGGGCGCACACUAUAGGCCAAUCACAGUGCUCUUCCUUCAGGACUCGCAUCUACAACGAGACCAACAUCGACCCUAGCUUUGCCACCACUCGCAAGUCUACUUGCCCGGCCAGUUCUGGAAAUACCAACUUGGCUCCGUUCGACACAACUCCGAACAAAUUUGAUAAUGACUACUACAAGGCGCUUGUGGGACGCCAAGGGCUUCUUCAUUCCGAUCAGCAGUUGUUUAAUAAUGGAUCUCAGGACGCGUUGGUUAGAACUUACAGUACCAACGUUGCUGCGUUUAAUAGGGAUUUUGCUGCGGCCAUGGUGAAGAUGAGUCGGAUUAGUCCUCUGCUUGGGGCCAAAGGAGAGAUCAGGAAAAACUGCAGACUGGUGAAUUAAUUGAAAAUGUACAACCACUUCAGUAAUUCUCUAGUUCUCCUGCUACGGAGUAUAAUUAACAUUGUAACAUAGUGGUUAAUUAAUAAAGCUUUGUUCAUUGGACAC